GCUGCCGUCGCUGCAUGAAGUCGAACUCGAGGCCUUUAAAAGUUUUGCUCAUAUCGCGAGACGUAUAUGUUUACGUUUCCCUAGGCGACCACAAACUGGUUCAUGGAGAAGGUUGAGGACAAAAAGACCAAGUUCAUAACUAAUCAACCCUACGACGAGUGUUUGGAGGUGAACGACGCAGAGGAAAUAGCCAGUGUUUAUACCCCAACACCUCGAGAAACAGUGUCGUCUCAUAUCCUACUAGCGUCGAGAAAGACGAGCAGGCAGCUGCUUGAAAUGGCAAACAACAGCAGUGAUGAAUUCGAGGAUGAUGGAAAGCCUAAAUCGAAAGAGCAACUCAACGGCCACCCCGGCGUGAGUGACAAUGAGGAAGAGGAGGAGGAGGAUUCCGAUGAGACAGAGUCUGAUGAGGAAGAAGCCGAGCCGGGUUCUGCUCCAGAAGGGGCAUACGACCCAGCAGACUAUGACCAUGUUCCUGUUUCAGCUGAAAUCAAAGAGCUUUUUCAGUACAUCACACGGUACACUCCUCAGAAUAUUGAAUUGGACCAUAAGCUGAAACCUUUCAUACCAGACUUCAUUCCAGCUGUGGGAGACAUUGAUGCUUUUCUUAAAGUGCCACGGCCUGAUGGCAAACCAGACAACCUGGGUCUGUUGGUGCUAGAUGAGCCCUGCACCAAGCAGUCCGACCCCACUGUGUUGUCCCUGUGGCUCUCAGAGAAUAGCAAGCAGCACAAUAUCACUGAGGUGAAAGUUAAAAGUAUCGAGAACCCAGAGAAGAAUCCCAAAGCCAUCGAGAGCUGGAUGGAGAGCAUCAGUGAGCUGCAUCGCUCAAAACCCCCAGCCACUGUCCACUACACCAGGGCCAUGCCAGAUAUCGACACCCUAAUGCAAGAGUGGCCACCAGAGUUUGAAGAGUUCCUGGGGAAGGUCUGCCUACCAACUGCUGAUAUCAAUUGCGAUUUGGCAGAGUACAUCGAUGUGAUUUGUGGUAUUCUGGAUAUCCCUGUUUAUAAGAGCCGGAUCCACUCCCUCCAUGUGCUGUUCACUCUAUACUCUGAGUUCAAAAACUCCCAGCAUUUUAAAGCUUUAGCAGAGGGUCAGAAGUCGGAGACGUCAGCACCCCCCUCAGCCAGCAGAGAGCCAGAGACACUGACGUUCGAAUGAUGACAACCUGGAUCGACAAUUCUUCUACCUUGCCACUCAAUAAGCUCCUUGAGCACGCAACCACACUGAGUAUACUUAAUAACGGACAACCAUGAGCAUUUUGAAUACUUAUGAUCCAUCUAUAAAGUCAGUUGAUGGGCAUAGUGAAGCUAAAAGUAGCUAUUUUUUAUUUAUUUUUUCAUUAAGUCCAGUUAACCAUAUAUGUAUGUGUGUGUGUGUGUGUAUAUAUAUAUAUAUAUAUAUAUAUAUAUAUAUGCUUAUUUUUUCUUUUUUACAUGCUUUUUUUUUAUAGUUGCAGAAAUAUUUUAUAAACCUCAAAUGUUAAACUAAACUGUAACUGAUAACCUUUAAGGAAAAUC
This is a messenger RNA of Hypomesus transpacificus, 1523 nucleotides long. RefSeq names its product intraflagellar transport 46 homolog (Chlamydomonas) (gene ift46). Gene Ontology annotation, cellular component: centrosome; intraciliary transport particle B; motile cilium. The record is from RefSeq and is a predicted model, not a curated record. Bases 103 to 1164 code for a protein of 353 amino acids. NCBI's taxonomy places the organism in Eukaryota, Metazoa, Chordata, Actinopteri, Osmeriformes, Osmeridae. The transcript has 12 exons. Gene Ontology annotation, biological process: intraciliary transport; cilium assembly.